AUGGAGUCACACGCCACCAGAGGUGGACACCUGGAUGCCACGGCCGGUCGGGAAGUUGUAUACUGCCAUGCCUGUUCUAAUGAAUGGUGGAAAGACGAACAUGGCCUACGAUGCCCUCGUUGCGAGAGUGAGAUCAUUGAAAUCGUUUCCCCAGAUAACGACCCCAGACUCAUUGAGGACGGUCCUUCUCUCCACGAGACGCCCGGCCCCGAUCGCCACAGGCACCCCCUAGACGAUGAUUCCGACCCUGAUGAAGCCGACAUAGAGGAACAUUUGCAUCGCGGCCCCAGUGGUUUUGUUCUCCAUCGCACGAUAUGGGAUAAUCAGGGACCCGGGCAGAGUCCGUCUUCGAAUACACGACAGCCACCUGACCCGGGCGAUGGGGAUCAAAUCAUCAGGCGCUUCAUUGACAUGGUCAACGAGUUUGGUAUGGGUCAUCCCCCUCGCCAGACAGAGGAGCCACGCUCUCCUGGUUUUGGCGGUGGUGGCUUGUUUGGCGGUGGAGGUAAUGUCCGCACCUAUUACAGAGGAGGCCCUGGAGGUACCACAAGCUUCACAAUCGCUACUGGACCGAUUCAUAUUCAACGAGGAGGCGGCUCGCCUGUCGGCCCCGGAACCGACCCCUUCCAAUCUAUCUUCAGUAGUGUCCUCAACGGAGCAGGCCCGCCAAAUCCUGGUGGACCUUCUACUCCUGGCCAAGAACAACGUACGCUCAACGGAGCGCCUACGCUCCUCCACGAAAUCCUUAAUAUGCUCAACCCGGCAAACGCCGCACAUGGCGACGCUGUAUACACUCAGGAGGCCUUGGAUCGGAUCAUUUCUACUCUGAUGGAGCAGAACCCGCAGUCAAAUGCGGCACCUCCAGCUACCGAUGAGGGGCUUAGGAAGCUGGAGCGUAAGAAAGUCGAUCAGAAAAUGCUGGGUCCUGAGGGAAAGGUUGAGUGCACAAUUUGCAUCGAUAGCUUUAACGAGGGUGACGAUGCCACAGUGUUGCCAUGCAAGCACUGGUUCCAUGACCAGUGUGUGGUGAUGUGGUUGAAGGAGCAUAACACAUGUCCCAUUUGCCGCACUCCCAUUGAGGAGCCUAGCAACAGCAACAGUAACAGCGAUAACAACAACAACAGCAGAAGCGGUGAUAACGGCGGAGGCAACGCAAACAAUGUCGACCACAGCAGCCAUGACCCAUCUCGGCGCCCACCCGAUGCUGCCCCGGGUUCAUCUGACAGUAACCAGAACCCCGCGUUCUGGGAUGAUGCGCCACCCGGAAUGCCUGGCCACUGGGGAGCGCCGACAUUUGCUGCCCGCCCAAUCUUUUUUGAGAGGCCGAGGCCCCCUCCAGUUCCUGCGGAUUCUACGAGACCAGAGCGAUCUCCCACUGCUGACUGGGGGGUACCUUUUCCCCUUUAUGGGGGUUCUAGCACCGGUCGGGACACUUCACGGAAUCCCGAUAUCCCGCCUCGCCCGUCACCUCUGGAGUCUGGGCGUAUGCCCAGCUUCCGCUCGCGCCGGGAUUCACACUCACCCCCCAGUCUACGCCGACACCAGUCGGAUUCUUUUCGAGCUAGAGAACGAAGUCCGUCAUCCGGCAACUGGGACAGAAAUCAAGACAACAACCAGGAUUCAGGAUCAAACCACGGCCCCUUGAAUUGGCUUAGGAACACCUUUUCACGUGGUUCUGGCUCGGGUGACAACUCGAGAGACAGACGGAGACCUUGA
This is a messenger RNA of Colletotrichum truncatum, 1716 nucleotides long. The record is from RefSeq and is a predicted model, not a curated record. NCBI's taxonomy places the organism in Eukaryota, Fungi, Ascomycota, Sordariomycetes, Glomerellales, Glomerellaceae.